AUGGGGAAGGAGAGGCAGACCAAGAAGGGACCAAACCCCACAUCUCCGCCUAUAGGCCGCAAAUCUCCCAGGAAGCCGAAAUGUUCUCGCUGCAGAAAUCACGGUUUCUUCACUACUUUAAAAGGACACAAACGCUUCUGCGACUGGAAGGACUGCCAGUGUCCCAAAUGCAAACUGAUUGCUGAGAGGCAGCGUAUCAUGGCGGCCCAGGUCGCACUAAGGAGACAACAGGCCCAAGAAGAGGAAAUGGGAAUAAGCAUUCCUGUGGCUUUAUAUGGCUCUGAUGUUAUGAUGAAAAACGAAGCGGCUGCCGAUUGUCUGUUCUCUGUGGAAGGCCGAUCCUCCAGCUCCCCCUUCAACAUCGGCCCCUCCUCUCUGGCUGUGUCAGGAGGUGUCUCUUCACCACCUUCCAGCUCCUCAGCUGCUGUUCGGCCUCAUACCGACGGAGCGCCUGACCUCCUUCUGGAAACUCCUUACUACAACUUCUACCAGCCUUCGCGCUUCCCCACAUAUUAUGGCAAUCUUUACAACUAUCAACAGUACCAGGUGGAUGAUGUAAAAUAAGGGUGGGACAGAGCUUCCAGACAGAAGAUGGUGCCAGAUAAGAAGACAGGCACUUUCAAGCAGAUGCCUCAUGGGGACGGCCACCUCCCUGGCCACAGUAUGUCCCCUCAGUACCGGAUGCAUUCCUACUACCCUGGAGCCCCCUACCUGACCCAGGGUCUGGGCUCCACCACCUGUGUGCCUCCCUUUGUCAGCGUGGAGGACAACAACAGCUGCUCUGGGACCAUGGCAGCCUCCUUUCCUCCCACCAAUUACGAGUGUGAGACCAGCAGCCAGACGGCCAACAUCAACGUUGACACCAGCAACUAAAAGACGAAGGUGGUCAGCUUUCAUCUUCUGGAGCAACCGUUUUAACAGUUCACUUCUUUUU
Messenger RNA from Cyprinodon variegatus (sheepshead minnow), 934 nucleotides. RefSeq names its product doublesex- and mab-3-related transcription factor 1Y-like (gene dmrt1). Lineage: Eukaryota; Metazoa; Chordata; Actinopteri; Cyprinodontiformes; Cyprinodontidae. Gene Ontology annotation, molecular function: DNA-binding transcription factor activity, RNA polymerase II-specific; RNA polymerase II cis-regulatory region sequence-specific DNA binding. The transcript has 6 exons. Gene Ontology annotation, cellular component: nucleus. Gene Ontology annotation, biological process: sex differentiation; regulation of transcription by RNA polymerase II. The record is from RefSeq and is a predicted model, not a curated record.